This is a messenger RNA of Anopheles marshallii, 4689 nucleotides long. RefSeq lists its product as uncharacterized. The coding region runs from base 1 to 4689 and encodes 1562 amino acids. Gene Ontology annotation, biological process: protein folding in endoplasmic reticulum. The transcript is spliced from 4 exons. NCBI's taxonomy places the organism in Eukaryota, Metazoa, Arthropoda, Insecta, Diptera, Culicidae. The record is from RefSeq and is a predicted model, not a curated record. Gene Ontology annotation, cellular component: cytoplasm; membrane.
AUGAAACCUAGCUUAUGCUACACCUACUGCACGCUGUUACUGGUAUCGCUCGUUUCCAGUUGCACGCUGUUCAUCAUAGUGGCCUCAGAAACACUGAAGCCAAAUGCUGACGAUCAGCUGAAGCAGCACGGUGCCGGAUCACAUGAGGCGGUAAAUAGUAACCACCAGGCACAACCGUCAAUCGGUGCUGAUUCUCACGGAAACCGGGUGGACAAAGGAUCGAAUGCGUUCCCUCACAAGCGGGUAAUUUCCAGUGGGAUCGAACCAUCUCCAGGGCGUGCACGGACUAAAGUGAGUUCACAAGAUGGAUUCGAGCGGAAUGAUGCACAAGGGAAGAAUGCCCAGCACGGGAUGCGACCUCUUAAAAGGCCAUCCCAGGGUAAAGCGAGUAGGAAUACUCCCAAGAAAGAUAUUCUGACGGAAAAGCCUAACCAACAGCAGCAGCAGGAUGAACCACCGGAUCUUAAGGAUGUGAUAUUUUUGGAUACCAUUUCCAAAAACGUUGGCGUCACUAAUAGUGGGUUACAAGACAUUCCAGGACCACCAUCGAUAAUCACGCUGGUGGACAAUCAGCAUCAUGAGCUGAACAACAUCGAAAGCAAGUUGGAGGAGAACUUAGAGGCAACACUAAAGAAUCUAUCGCACAACAAUGUACAUACAGUGCAAACAACCGUUCCGUUGCACGAUGAUGUCGAUGAUCGUCAGCAGUUGGUUGGUGCUACAGACGCAACAGUGGAAGAUCACAGUAAUGGUACGAUCGAAGCACAGGAAAUCACCACCAUACAACCGAAAGCGAACGAGCCGCCGUUGUUGGUGAUGAUUCCCAUGAAGGAUGCGGACGAUGUAGCGACAGGAUCUACUCCACCGCCUGGUGAUUUUUCUUCGGCACAAGAAGCAACGGAAGAUGCUAAGCUAGCUGCUGAUGCAGGCACUGCCGCUGUUGUACCACCGAAACAGCUCGAAGUGAACCUAACCGAAGAGAAUCCAAUGCCCGUGUUUAGCGAGUGGGCCCAGAAACAAAUGGCCGAGGCGGAGAAAAAGUUAGGCGAGGUGGUGAAUGCGUCCGCCAUGAAGAAGGGCACCAAACCCGCCGGUAGUAAAACGGGCGGUGGCGCUAUGAAGCUACGUGCGAAAAAUUAUGCGGCACCGGAGUGUGGGGCAAAGAUUAUAGCUUCGAACCCGGAGGCGCAAAGUACGGGUUCGGUGCUCACCGCACCCAAGGAUGAGUAUCUAUUGAAUCCGUGCACUAGCAAGAUUUGGUUCGUGGUGGAACUGUGCGAACCGGUACAGGCGGAACGGAUCGAGCUAGCCAAUUUUGAACUGUUCUCAUCGUCACCGAAAGAGUUCACCGUGUCGGUUAGUAAUCGGUUUCCGACGCGCGAUUGGGCCAAUGUAGGCCAGUUCACGGCGAGAGACGAACGGGAUGUGCAGAGCUUUCAGCUGCAUCCGCAUCUGUUCGGCAAGUUCGUACGGGUCGAGAUACUUUCGCAUUACAAUCAGGAACAUUUCUGUCCGGUGUCAUUGUUUCGCGUGUACGGCACGUCCGAGUUUGAAGCGUUCGAGACAGACAACACACCGUUGCUGCCGGACGAUGACGACGACGACGAUGAGAUUGUGUUGGGUAAUGGAGUGGGCAGUAAGGUGCUAGUGCAGACUGGUGAACCCGGCGCUACUGAAGGCGGAGCAGCCCUUGAUGAAGAAAACGCAUUAACACCCCAAGGUGGAAAUCAGCACGAGGAAGGAUCGCUGGAGAAACUGGGAAACGAUGCACUGGUUGGGCGGAAGGGAGGAAAAAAUCCGAACAAUAUUCUAAAAUCUGCCGGCGAGGUGGUAAUGAAUAUGGUUAAAAAAGCUGCCGAAGCACUCGGAAAAAGUGGGAACGAUAGUAACGAUUCGUCGAUCGGAGGCGCCACAACCGAAGGGACACCAACGGGGGGAAGUAUUUCGGUUACGACUGUUCCGACGAGCCUGCCAGUAGCAUCAGCGUCAUCUUGCGUUACACUAGCUUAUACAAUACGUUGCGUUAAUUGCACCGACCAUUUUCGGGCUCGGCUCGAGUCUUUGAUGAAUUGCAAACACAAUCUUCUCACUAGUCUACUAGAAGUGGCGCGAAUCGAGCGAUCGUUCGAUUCCGCCCAGCAUUUUCUAUGUGCCAACGUGUUAGGAUUUAACUUACCGCGAUCGAUACAGGGCGAGGGUCUGGGGACCGGCGAGAUGUCACCCGCGGCUUGCAUGAACAUGCGCUACAGUGUGCUUAAUCUGUUGCCGGACGAGCUGGUGGCCGGGCUUUGCAAUAUGGUGGCGUUUGAUCUGAAUCUUAUAUCGAAGUCACAUCGCGAUGGUAUGCAGGAGAAGGAAGUAAUUGAAGGAAGUGACAUACAGGUGCAAGAAAAUGAUAAAAAUUCAUUGCAACAUACGCAUAGCGGGGGUGAUGGGGCCAAGAAUAUACCGGCACAACAAUAUGAAGAGCACACGUCCGCACCGGGUAAAUUAGUCAACGAUAUUAAUCACAUACCAAAAACAGUUGAAAAUGGAAACAAAUCUGACCAACAAGGGCACGAUAUUGCAAAUCAAGAAAAAGAACCUGUGACCCCCGAAGAAGACGGGAGUGAUCAGGCUUUGUUUGAAAAUUCGUCCAAAGAAGAUGUGAACAUGUUCAACAUUGCUACCGAACCGUCGGUUUCUACUACGCCGGAACCAUCUCGAGAUGAUACGUCUCACACUAUGGAUGGAUCUAAGGAUCAGGAACAACAUCAGCAUCAGCCCCAUCAAGAACAGCGAGAAAAGGAAGACUUUGUCAACAAUCACCAUUGGGAAACGAUAGACGAUGGUAUACUGGGUGUUGGCGGACACCAUCCUUCGGAAAUAAGCGGAACAGGCCCUUCAGGCAAUGGAGGAUUUGCGACAGGGCCUUCCGCUACUACUGCCCCAUCGGGAAUGGGAUCCGGGCAGCAAAAAGUGCAACCGGAAAGUGUUUUCCUACGAUUAUCCAACAGAAUUAAGGCACUUGAACGAAAUAUGAGUCUUUCGGGACAGUACCUGGAGGAGUUGAGUCGUCGCUAUCGCAAGCAGGUGGAAGAAUUGCAGCAUUCCUACGCCAAAACAUUGCACGAGAUCCAGGAACAGAACCAACGUAUGGUGGAAAGUGAGAUGAAGCUGCGAGAAGUGAACGAACGUUUGCGGCAGGAUCUGGUGGAAUUUCAGGCGACGGCUACGGAUUGGCGUAACAUUGCCCUAACCGUGUUGGCAUUUAUCGUACUGAUGCUUUUUAUUCUGGUCGCGUUGGUACUUUCGGUAGCGAACCGUGUUAAUCGACUGGCAAAUGGGCACACGGUCGACAAACAGCAGCAACCUGUUCCAAUUCCACAGAGCGUUAUUGAUCGUGAGUUGGCACAGGUUGGUUCGGAUGUGAAACCGAUUCGUGGUCGAAUGCUGCGAAGAAAAUCAAUCGAUGGUAUGCCGAUGGGCGGUGGGAUCGAUGUGACCGGUAGCACGAUCAGUAGCGCCUCGGGAAUUAUUAUUGCGACCGCUGAAUCAUCUAUGGUGGCCACGAGUAUGUCACCGGCACGGUUACGCAAAAAGCGACCAAGUGAGGAGGCGCUUAAUAUCAGUGGCACGUACGUGAAUCUGUUGAUCGACGAUGAGCAGCCCGUCGUCGAACCAGUAGUGUUGGAGAGGAAGAAAUCAAAACAUAAGCACCGGAAAGUGUCCGCACCGUCGAUGAUGGCGGGUAGUUCAACAUCGCCUUACCGUAGCGGUUUUUCGCAUCAUGAACCAGCGAAACGAUCAGUGUCCAUGAUCGAACCGCAGGAGCAGCAACGCUGGAGAAUGACGCCAAUGAAUGGGAACUCGGAACGUCAGCAAACUCCCGAGAGGGAAAACAGUGGUCGUAUCGAUGAGUUGCCGUACCUGGAAGAUAAUGACGAAUUUAUCAUACCCACGGCAAGUGAUUUAUCGUACGAUGAGUAUGUGCCUGGCCAGAAUGUUUCCACGGCGGAGGCUGAACUGAUGCCGAACGUUACGGAAAGACCCGGUAAUGGAACGUCCGAUAGGAACGGGAGUGUACCGCCACAGUUGCUGGCAAAUGGUGGCGGUGCAGCAGAUGGAAUGGAACCGAAAGCAAACCUUUCCAAAUCGGCACGUCGUCUAUCGUCGCCGGCAUUUUUCAAAAGCUCACUGUUGCGCUCAAGCCUUGGGUCGAAAAAACGUUCGUCUAAAAAAUCUAUCAAUGGUAACAGUAGUAACAACACUAGCAGUAAUAGUAGCAGCUGUAAUAGUUCCAACACCAGCAGCGGCAGCAACAACAGUUCCGUUGUGAAGGAGCUGGGUGCAGGCGAUGCGGGAUUAGGUGAAACCGUUCGUACUACACCCCAGGACAGCUGGUACCGUUGGUGGUCAUCGGAGCAGAGCAAAGUGCUUUCCUCCUCUACACCGUCAUCUAGUCAGGAGGUUGGUGCGUCACCGGACGGCAAACAGCAGCCCCAUCGCCAAAGGAUAGGAAAAGCCAAAUCAGCCAGCCCAUCCGAUGGUGGCUCCAAACAGUUGGAACAGGAACCGGUGAAGCUGUCCGUUUCGUUCAAUGGUGAUCUGCCGUCGAACGGUGUUGCGGCCACCAGUGGAAAUGGAGGUGCGUUGGAACGCAAAUCUAGCCGGGGCAGUAUACGACGAUUGUUCCGCAAGGUGUUCUGA